Molecule: messenger RNA, 1446 nt
Organism: Bipolaris zeicola 26-R-13
Lineage: Eukaryota; Fungi; Ascomycota; Dothideomycetes; Pleosporales; Pleosporaceae
Exons: 2
Coding region: 1-1446 (481 amino acids)
Source: RefSeq, a predicted model, not a curated record
AUGAUAACUAUCCACACACGCCAUGGGGGAAUUCCCGCUUUGGCGUCUGCCACCCAUCCUCCACACGAACCACUGCUUUGUACACUAAAGAUUUUGAAUAAGGGUGUGCAGUUUGGAGUGAUUCUUGAACUUGUUUUGCCAACCCAUGGCGUUGCUGACAAGCGACUCUAUCAGCUUCACUGUGGAGGAGACAACCUUGUGCCUGGUGGGAACUCGCUCGCGAAAAUGGACACUCUUUCGCAUAAAUUAUCGCUAUCAUUGCUUCGGUAUGGGGAAACUCGGCCCGGAACGCUGUCGCUGUCACUCAAGCAACCAUGCCCUCUAUGGUAUCCCGUAGGACUUAGCAAGCUCGAUGCUGAUUUUCGAAAACUCUUAGAGCUGGCACGGUCACCAGCAAUCCACAUUGUUUUUGACAUUGCAUGGCUGAGUGACCAGAACUUAAAGGAACUUAAGUGUAUUCUCGGAGGCUCUCAGAAGUUCAUUAGUGUUCCAGUUCUACCAGAGCUCAAGAAGUCGCAUAAGGAAGUAGAUUGGCUAAUCAUCAACCAUAUGCAGGAUGCCGCUCCUGAAGCUUGUGUUCCCGCUGAAGACCAGGCGUCUGUGGUUAUAUCCAUCGAGCACGGGGAGAUUAAAGCACCUCCCUUCCAAGACGAAGAAUACGACAGACCCCCUCCAUAUGCGCAUGUAUCGAGUAAACGAUCGAGACACGCUGGCCCUAGUCUAACGCUCGAUGCGCAUGAUUUGAAGCGCGCUACUCCUGCGCCAUCGCUUUGCGCCGAGUCCACCGCUUCGUCUUGUGCCACCGCUCCAGUAGACCUUUUUCAAGAAGCUGUUACUUCCGCCGUCAAAAAAGUGCUCUCACACUUGUUGAGGAAAGAGUUGUUAAGGAAGAAGAGGCUGCUGAGGAAGAAGAAGCUGUUGGGGAAGAAGAAGCUGGCACAAGUGGUUAUGAAAGUGUUCCCGCAGGUGUUAGAGGAGCUUCUUCAGAAAACAUCUGCUGGUCACGACGAUCCGACCCACGAUCCGACGUUUAGCAUAAUCAAGGGAGCUAUUAAAUCGGCCUAUGAAUCUUAUGGUGAAGUAAUGGAUAACAACCUCGAUCAAUCUCUCAAAUCUGCUAGCAUUGAAUUAGAGGAGUUGAAUGUCGAGUUAAAGGGUGAUUUGGCAGCUCGUGCAGAGGAUGAAAUGGCUAGUUGCAAUGACCAUCUCAAUGAAAUGAAGGCAGAGUUUGAUCAAGGUGUAGUAGAACGCGUGGGCGUUUUGGAAGAUUAUGCUGAUAAGGUAGUGCUUAACACUAUGGAUCGUUUGAACGGGCUUCUCGACCCUGUUCGCACUCGAGUGUUGCAUGGAGGUGGAGACGUCCCCUUUGCGUCAGAGCAAAGUCAGAGGGCCAUGUCUCUGCCCGUUUCGAAGGAUGACAAGGAAAGAAUUGCAAAGGUAGCAUGA